AUGAGAGAAUAUUAUGAUAACUCCACAAAUUUAACGCAAGAUGGCUUCAUUUCUGCUUGGGCUUCCAGUCUUAGUACCUAUAAUGAAGCAAAUAAACUCACAGUUGAUUGCAUUGCAAGAGAUCCAUAUCAAUUUUACAACGAAAGAUUUGUUUCUGAUACAGUAAAUGAUACGAGUUCAACUGCUAUUAUUGACUUUCUAACUACUAAAGUUUCUUUGGAAAAUUAUACUCUCAUCUAUAUUAAUAGAGUAAGAUGGAUGGCAAUAUAUGAAAUAUGGGGAGAAGGAGAUCAUGCACAAUGGGAUUUAAUUGAUAGACGAAAUAUCUAUCAAAACCCCAAUCCGUUUAGGCCUCCCUAUGGAGAUACAUGGACAAUCGAUAAGACACUGUGCAAUAAUACUGAAAAAGGGGUUCAAAAAGAUUGUACUUAUUAUGCAUAUACAUUCCCAACGAUGAAUCAGAAACCGUACUCUCGUUUCAAAAUAAUUAAUACAGGAAGGAAUAAGGGAGAUGGUGUCGGUGAUAAGUUUGGAUGGGCAGACUUAUCCAUAUCAAAACUUCUCUUAUAUGGUACAAUAAUUCCUGGAAGGGGUGCCUUUUCACCCUUAAGGCUGAAGAGAAAAGAACAAAUGCUAUUUAAUUUUGCUAUGUUUUCAAGUUUAUAA
This is a messenger RNA of Trichomonas vaginalis G3, 666 nucleotides long. RefSeq lists its product as uncharacterized. The coding region runs from base 1 to 666 and encodes 221 amino acids. Lineage: Eukaryota; Parabasalia; Trichomonadida; Trichomonadidae. The record is from RefSeq and is a predicted model, not a curated record. The transcript has a single exon.